AUGGCAAUCAUAACUCCCCUCGCGUCGCGCUUUCAUGCGCUGCGCAGCUAUGCUGGUAGUACAGCCUGGGCCCCGCUUGUGGUACUGUCACGGAACGCUGUCAUGUCGGUUCUGGCGCGUAUGCGAACGGGUCGCCUGGACGUUGUGGAUGUGGAUGGGAAGGAGACCAUCUGUGGAAGCGCUGAGAACCGGGCUGGUUUACCCCAGACCGUUUUGCGCGUACACAACGACUCGUUCUGGGUGCGAAUGAUGCUCUUCGCGGAUAUGGGCUUCGCAGAGAGCUACAUGCUAGGCGAAGUCUCAUGCCCGGACCUGACAGCUUUUUUCGAACUGUUCAUCCUGAAUCGCGAAAACCUCUCCGACGGCUCAACCAUCACGUCCACAAUCAGUACGAACAUUGCGGGUCUGGCACGGGCCACAAAUACGCUUUCCAACGCUCGUCUCAACAUCGCCGCGCAUUACGAUAUCAGCAACGAUAUGUUCGCCGCCUUCUUGUCCCCAGACAUGACAUAUUCAUGCCCAAUCUGGCUCCCCAAGUCGUCACCCCUCUCAACAAGUGAGACUUUGGAGACGGCGCAGAUGCGGAAACUGGACCGCUUCAUCGGCAAUGCUCAUAUCAAGGCAAAUGAUCAUGUGCUGGAGAUUGGCACCGGCUGGGGAAGCUUUGCCAUACGUGCAGUGCAAACCACGGGCUGCCGGGUCACCAGUCUAACCCUAAGCACGGAGCAGAAAGAACUUGCGGAAGAGCGCAUUAGAGACGCAGGGUGUGAAGACCGAAUCGAGGUGCUGCUGUGCGAUUACCGCGCCCUUCCCCCUCCGCAAAACGGAAAAGGUGCCUACGAUAAGAUAAUAAGCAUUGAAAUGCUUGAAGCCGUGGGAAAAGAAUUUUUGGCAACAUAUUUCGAAUGCGUGAACAGGCUCCUGAAGAAGGACGGUGGAAUUGCGGUCUUCCAAUGUAUCACCAUGCCAGAGACACGCUAUGAUGCCUACGCCUCCUCGGACGAUUUCAUACGCCGCUACAUCUUCCCGGGCGGCCACCUCCCCACCGUUUCCCAGCUCGUGGCCUCCAUCAACGCCGGCAGCCGCAAGACGCUGAUCGUCGACAACAUCGAGAACAUCGGGCCGCACUACGCGAAGACGCUGCGGCUCUGGCGCCAAGACUUCACGCGCAACUUCGACGAGAGCAUCAAGCCGGCGCUGCUGCGCGAAAGCGAAAGGAAAGGGCAGGCCAUGGGCAAGAAGGACGUGGAGACUUUCAGGCGGAAGUGGGAGUAUUACUUCACUUACUGCGAGGCGGGAUUCCGCGCGAAGACGCUGGGCGAUGUCAUCAUCACGGUGGGGAGGGAGGGCGCCGUGGAGAUGAUGGAGGAGGUGCCGCUUUGA
Messenger RNA from Diplodia corticola, 1383 nucleotides. Its product is annotated as cyclopropane-fatty-acyl-phospholipid synthase. The transcript has 4 exons. Bases 1 to 1383 code for a protein of 460 amino acids. Lineage: Eukaryota; Fungi; Ascomycota; Dothideomycetes; Botryosphaeriales; Botryosphaeriaceae. Gene Ontology annotation, biological process: lipid biosynthetic process. The record is from RefSeq and is a predicted model, not a curated record.